Messenger RNA from Humulus lupulus (European hop), 1769 nucleotides. Its product is annotated as UDP-glycosyltransferase 83A1-like. The record is from RefSeq and is a predicted model, not a curated record. Bases 139 to 1575 code for a protein of 478 amino acids. Lineage: Eukaryota; Viridiplantae; Streptophyta; Magnoliopsida; Rosales; Cannabaceae. The transcript has 2 exons. Gene Ontology annotation, molecular function: UDP-glycosyltransferase activity.
AUAUAUAUAUAAAUGGCACCCGGAAUUAAUGAGUGAGAUAUAUGUGAAUUGAGUUCAAUAAUAAGUAGUAUAGUUAUUGAGUUUGUUUUAUUGAACCCGUAUUCACCAAAAUAUUCUCUAGCACCCAAAGAAAAAAAAAUGACGAGUGUUAGAAAACAACGUGUGAUGAUGGUACCAGCUCCAGCCCAAGGCCAUGUGAAACCCCUCAUGCUUUUUGCUCAGAAGCUUGCCCAACAUGGCUUUAGAAUCACUUUUGUUUACACUGAGUACGACUUGAAGCGGAUCUUGAGUGCCAUGAGUGAUGACGAUCACAAGAGCAUUGGGUCAGAUAAGAACAUUGAGUUGGUGUCGAUCCCAGAUGGGCUGUGUCCGGAGGACGACAGAAGUGUGGAAAAUCUAACUAAAGCAAUUUUAGAGAAUUUGCCAGUGGAGAUUGAAAAGCUCAUAGCAACUAUAAAUGGAAACACUGCUAUUGGACAACGGUCGAAAAGUAGUACUUCGAAUGACAAGAUUAGUUGUGUCAUUUUUGAUGCUUAUUUGGGCGUUAGCAUGGAAGUUGCAGCUAAGCUGGGUAUUGAAGGAGUAGUAUUUUGUCCCUCUUCGGCUGCUAUUCUUGCCCACUCCAUGAAUUUGCCAAAUUUGAUAUGCGAUGGGAUACUGAAUGAUUAUGAUGGAACACCAACACAAAAACAGAUUAUUCAAUUGUCUUCUGGCAUGCCUGGCCUGGACACAUCAUGGUUGCCAUGGAAGUUUGAUGAUUUAGCCUCACAAAAGAUAGUAUUUCAACUUUUUCUCAAAGUUGGCCAGGCCUUGAAAGCUGCACAAUGGUGUCUCUGCAAUACUACUUAUGACAUCGAAUCUGUUGCACUUUCUUCAUUUCCAAACUUCCUCCCAAUAGGACCAUUGAUGACAAACAAAAUUAAUAAUCCUUUAGAUAUUUCAGGAUCACAAUUUUGGGCUGAAGACUCUUCUUGCUUAAGUUGGCUCGAUCAACACAAGUCUCGUUCAGUCAUAUACGUCGCAUUUGGUAGUAUCACCGUCCAUGAGCAACAACAAUUUCAUGAGCUAGCUCGUGGGCUAGAGCUCACUGGUAGACCAUUUCUUUGGGUUGUUCGUCCAGGAUUUAUCUCAAACGAUGAACAAGAAAAUAGAUUUGAUCCUUACGAAUUUUUAGGCAAUAAUAAUAAUGUUAGAAAGAUAGUCAAUUGGGCACCUCAACAAAAGGUUUUAAGCCACCCUUCAAUUGCUUGUUUUGUUACCCACUGUGGUUGGAACUCGACUAUGGAAGGUUUGAGCAAUGGAGUGCCUUUCUUAUGUUGGCCAUAUUUCGCUGACCAAUUUUUGGAUAAGGACUAUAUAUGUAAUGUUUGGAAGAUUGGAAUGGGAUUUGAACCUGAUGAAAAUGGAAUCAUAACGAGUGAAGAGGUGAAAAAUAAAGUAGACAAACUUCUAAAUGAUGUAGAUAUAAGAAAAAGAUCGUUGGAGUUCAAAGAAAUGACAAUGGAAAGUAUAGCUAAAAAUGGUCCGUCUUCAAAAAAUUUGAACAACUUUGUCAAAUGGUUGGACACUCUAUGACUGAUAUUUCGUGCUAAAAAUAAUAAGCGUGAUGAAAAAUAAUUUUCUUAUUUAAAUAUAAACAUGUUGGCCAAGUACGUACUCAUUAUUGUAUUAUUUUGUAUUGUAGUUUUCUAUGUACACGUGUGGUAUUGUAAUGAUUUAUUAUUUUGUACUAUCUAUCUCAUGUGUUAUAAUGUAUGGUAUUGUGGUGU